AUGGCGUUCGCCGUUCGAAGGGCAACGACAUAUUUUGUCAAGAGAUUGCAUUUACGACCAGUAAAACAAAUAAAAUUUACGUUUGAUCCUUACACAAAAAGUGUUGCCUCUGUUAGAGAUACAGCCUCAACACUACAUACACCAGAAAUCUUGGAAACAAACCAAGGGACUGUUAUGAAAUUUGAUGUGAGGUCGGAUAAAACAGAACCACGGAUAGAUAUAGAAUUCAAUGACGGCCACAAGUUGGUGUUUGAGACUUCCAAUCUAUCCCACUUGGAGAUUCUAGACUACAUAUAUGAGUUUGUUGAUGAGAAGGACCCAAAGAAGAAUGAAGCCCCUGAGAUAGUAACCAAGAGUUCCAAAGUUGGCCAAAAGAAGGGUGGUGGCAAAAGAUAA
Candidula unifasciata is the source of this 396-nucleotide messenger RNA. The record is from the annotation of a GenBank genome assembly. Lineage: Eukaryota; Metazoa; Mollusca; Gastropoda; Stylommatophora; Geomitridae.